Molecule: messenger RNA, 2028 nt
Organism: Symbiodinium sp. CCMP2456
Lineage: Eukaryota; Dinophyceae; Suessiales; Symbiodiniaceae
Source: the annotation of a GenBank genome assembly
AUGGCGCAGGUGUCUUUGAGCAUUGCCGACCUGGGGAACAUUUGCAUCCACCUGUCCAGCUUCCUGCGUAGUUCCGAGAUCGCCAGCUCCGAAGAAGCUGGGAUUUGUUCCAAGGAUGUCACAAGAUUCUUAUGGCGCAAAGCCGCAAUGGCCCAUCUUGCACAUAUUCCCAUAUGGGGUCCUUCGGGGAAUUCCGUCAUCCAACAGCUGUUGGAUUCCGGUGUGCAGGGCAAAGCCUUUCUGCGAGAAUUGCGGCUUCUGAGACAAGCUGUCUUUCCUCCGAAGUCUUGGUGCCCUGCAAUUCAAGAGACAUCUUUCAGCAUCCUGAAGGUGCUGCCAUGCACGCAGGCGGAAGAUACGGACAGCCACGCCCAGCGAGACGCUCUGGUUCCGGUGGAGGCUGCGGUGCCUUUGGCCACAGGCACCAGGCUUGGACAGCCACUUGCGGCGGGCAUGGAGCUGAAGGCUGCCAACGACGAGAGCUUGAAGGCCGAGGAUGUGAGCUCCGGCUUCUGCCUUGGGGUGGAGAUCUGCUCCAACCCCGCAGAUGACCGCAGCAUGUCGGUGAUGUUUGCUCCUUUUGCGGGGCUUUGCUACAUGCAGUACGGCGGCGAAAGAUGUGUGAUGUCUGCGACAGUCCUCCCACCGGUUGAGGGAACAGUGUCAGCUCUGCGUGCCUGGGUUCAAGUCACUGAAGAGGGCGGCCUUUUCUUUUUGCGACAAGACCCACAGUCGGCAAAGAUCGAGGAGACGGGCCUCAUUCCUAAAGAAGCCCUUCCUUCGUGGAAAUCAGAGUUCUUCGCUUGUAUGUAUUUUUGGCGAGAUCAUCUGUUGACACCCAUCACGUCAACUGUGAUCCAUUCCGAGAAGAUGCUUCCGGGUGACUUGCCGGAGCUGGAAGGAUCUCACAUCGAGGUUGAUGUGAGGCUCUUAUCGAGGCUAGCUCUAAUUGCUUACAAUGGUGUGUUGCGGGAAGAUGCUUCUGUUUGUUCAAGUUUGGAUAGCUGCUAUGAGUUGCAGAUACUUGCAGAUGGUGUUCAGUUUUGCGCCCUGCGACAGUUCUACUUGACCUUCAUUCUGCACCCGACAGGUCCUGAGAGGCAGCCUUUGAAUGCCACGACUCUGAUGGAAGUGUUUCGGGACGAUGAUGCAGACGCCGACGUUUUCCCGCGAGAGGAGCAACAGAAAGAGCUGCAGGAUCUCCCCGAACCGGGGAGAUUCACUGUUCUGCUGCAGGGGCGGUGGCGGGCUUCUUGGUUCGAUUUGUUCACAGACAAGAGGACAGGAAGCUGUGCACUUGCCUCGGCUGCUUUGUACCAGCUGCAGCCACCAUUUCUACAUUUCCCCAGAGUCAAAGGAUGGCAGCCGAGCCUCUCAGCGACAGUCGCCAGCAGUGGUGGCCACCUCAGCUUCUUCAUGAGCGCUUUCUUGCUGUAUGGCCGGAAGCCAGGUCAAAAGCUCUGCUACCAGAUGAGGCAGGCGGAUGGUACUGGUUUGGAUCUGCAUUUCGAAAGCUCCCUGAAGGCCGCCCAGCCGCAAAGUGUCUCCAAAGCUGAGAACGAGUGGGAGCAGCGUGCGGAAGUAGUGUUUGGUCCACGUGCCCAAGCAAAGUAUCUCAACUUCAGCUUGCCGGUGGGAGUUGCCUUGGGCGCGGUCGUUUCCUCCAGGCUCUGCGGAUGGCUGCUGGAAGCUCGGACCCUCCACCGGAAAGUCGGCGCUUUGAGUGGCCAGGCGAUGCGGGCAUGGAGCAGCGAGAGCCUUGAUUCGCAUGCCUUGCAUGCUUUGCAUUCCUCGCCACCGUCCUUACACAGUGCCGAAGGUGGUUUUGAGGGCUGCGCCUACAUGGGAUGGCAGUGGUUCCUUCUGAUAUGCCUAGACUCGCAGACGAAGGGCGGGAAGAAUUCGCCUGAGCAGACCAAGGUUGGCGACGGCAUGAUAGACUUUCAUGGUUGCGGCAGAGAUCUGAUCCUUGGACGCUGCGCGGUGCCUCGAGACCAGCAGUUAUGCCGGCCACGAAAUUGCGCAUAA